UGAGUGCGUCGGCGGAUCUGGGCUACGAUUCCCAAACGCGUCAGGACUGUUGAAAGGCAGGAAAGAGAAAUAGCUGAUCUUCAUGCAUCUGCUAUUGGUCUCCAUAGGUAAGCACAAAAGUAACAAUUAAACUCAAAAAAAAAAAUUGAAAAAAAAAAAAGGCCCAACUUUCUGUCUCUGCUUACUGCACAUUAUUAUAGAAAGAAACAGGACGACCAAUGGCGUUGAAUCAAGCAGGGAGAUCAUCACCAUGUAGUCCCAGGGUGUUGAAAUCAGUAUUAGGUCUCAUGGCAAUUAGCUUAGUAGCCUAUAUUUUGGGUCCACCUUUGUAUUGGCACUUGAUGGAAGGUUUAGCUGCUGUUAGCCGUUCUUCUUCCGUUACUACUUGUCCUCCUUGUAAUUGUGACUGCAAUUCCGAACCCUUCUUUUUCAUUCCCCCAGGUUUGAGCAAUGCUUCUUUGACAGAUUGUGCUAAGCAUGAUCCAGAAGUUGGUGAAGACACGGAAAAGAACUUUGCUGACUUGUUGUCUGAGGAACUUAAAUUGCGAGAAGCUGAGGCCUCAGAAAAUCAGCGGAAGGCUGACAUGGCACUUCUUGAAGCAAAAAAGUUGACAUCCCAAUAUAUGAAAGAAGCAGACAAGUGCAAUUCUGGAAUGGAGACAUGUGAAGAGGCAAGGGAAAAAGCUGAGGUUCUUUUAUUGGCACAAAAGAAACUGACUGCUACAUGGGAGAUGAGGGCUCGUCAAAAAGGAUGGAAAGAAGGGGCAGCCAAGUCUCGAACUCAGUCUCGGGGGAACGUACAGACUAUGUAAAAUGCGCAUGGCCUCAAGUAGCUUAUCUCGACUUGAUCUGAUGCCAGGUUCUGGUGCAACAAAUUUGUCCAUAAUUGAGUCCCAGCUCAAAAUGUGUUAGCAUAUGAAUGGAUUCCACUUGUUUUGAACAUAUGCCUGAUUUUAGUUUAGAGGCCACUGUAAUAUCUCUCUCUAUAUGCCUAGUCAUCUGAGACAAAUUGCCAUUAAUUACACUAUAAGGCAAAGCCUUUCUAUAUAUCCUACUGAGUUGAAAUUGCUCUAGUAAAAGAUUGAGUGGAUUGCUAUCAA
Messenger RNA from Solanum dulcamara, 1100 nucleotides. RefSeq lists its product as uncharacterized. The record is from RefSeq and is a predicted model, not a curated record. NCBI's taxonomy places the organism in Eukaryota, Viridiplantae, Streptophyta, Magnoliopsida, Solanales, Solanaceae. Bases 219 to 812 code for a protein of 197 amino acids. The transcript has 3 exons.